Uncinocarpus reesii 1704 is the source of this 1998-nucleotide messenger RNA. RefSeq lists its product as uncharacterized. Gene Ontology annotation, biological process: dephosphorylation. The coding region runs from base 1 to 1998 and encodes 665 amino acids. NCBI's taxonomy places the organism in Eukaryota, Fungi, Ascomycota, Eurotiomycetes, Onygenales, Onygenaceae. The record is from RefSeq and is a predicted model, not a curated record. Gene Ontology annotation, molecular function: alkaline phosphatase activity. The transcript is spliced from 5 exons.
AUGAAGCUUGCUCUGUUUGCCGGUGUUGCGCUCCUCUCUGCCUCUGGGCUGUCGCAGACUUUCCAACGUCUGGGUGGCUGUCCUGAGCUGGGCUGCGUUUUCCCUCCAGACCAGGCCGAGUUCCUUCCCGGGCAGUAUUUCGAUAUCCGUCUGGAAGUCCAUUCACCCGUCAAUGGCUCCGAGGCACGCGUGGGAGAGCCCGACCCCAACUUCACUUUCACAAUUGCUCGCAAACAUCGACGAAGUAAGCCUAAAAAGGUCACAGACUUUUUCAAGAUCAAAGAAGCAGAGCUUGAAAAAUGGGACUUUACGUGGUACGAAGACCUCUUCGCGCAGGAUGCAAAGAAACCAUCCUUAGUCCGUGUCACUUCAAAAGCAUAUCGACGGGUCGCUUUGUAUGAGCCCGGAGAAUACGAAGCGGUCUUGACCUACUACAAUGGCAGGAAGACGAAGGCGACCUGGACCGUCAAAGACCUAUCCGUGUUCCGGAGAGCAAAGAAUGUGGUUUUCUUUAUCGGCGAUGGAAUGACCACCAAUAUGAUCACUGCGGCACGCCUGAUCGCACAUCGCUCCGUGAACGGAAAGUAUCAAACCAAAAUGCAGAUGGAUAAAUUUCCAGUGCUCGGCCACCAGAUGACGCACUCUAUGGAUUCAUUCAUUACUGACUCCGCCAAUUCUGCCACCGCUUUGUACACCGGACACAAGACCACAGUCAAUGCGCUCGGUGUCUAUGUCGAUUCGUCAAAGGAUCCGUUUGAUGAUCCCAAGGUUGAGACUAUUGCGGAAAUCUUCCACAGAUUAUACCCCGAAGCUGGCGUUGGUAUUGUGUCAACCGCUCAUCUAUCUAUCACAGCUGAUGCUACGCCUGCUGCUCUGACCGCCCAUACCCGUGAUAGAGGCGAAGCUGGACACGUAAUCGAUUCUUACUAUCAAGGAUUGACAAAUUACUCCUGGACAGAUUGGUCUGGCCCGGAUGUGCUCUUUGGUGGUGGUGCUGAGAACUUCCUUCCUGGAUCCAGAUCCUACAAGGGUCAGGAUUACUACAAGCUCUUUAAGGAGCGUGGAUACAGUGUCAGCUGGAAUGCCACCGCGCUUGCCCAAGCUCCCAACGACACCAAGGCGCUAGGCGUGUUCUCCGUGGGUGUCAUGGCAAAAUGGCUUGAUCGUAACGUGUAUAAGGACAACCUGCUUAAGAGGCAUAAUUACCCCGACGGCUCCGACAAAGAUGCCGUUGAUCAGCCUGGUUUGAAGGAAAUGACCUUGAAGGCAAUCGAUAUUCUCCACAACCGCUCCCGCAGGGGCAGGAAGGGAUGGUUCCUCAUGUCCGAAGCCGCCAGCAUCGACAAGCAGAUGCACGCCCUCGACUAUGACCGCGCGCUUGGAGAGCUUCUCGAAUUUGAUGACACCAUCAAGGCAACCGUCGAGAAGCUUCGCGCCCUCGGCGAACUGGAUGAUACCCUCAUCGUCGUGACUGCGGAUCACGGGCACGGGUUUGACGUCAUGGGUUCCGUGGACACCAAGUACUUGAAUGAAAAGGAUACCGAUCGCGAGAAGCGCAAUGCCAUCGGAACCUAUUUCAAUUCCGGUCUGUCGCAAUACACCGUGCAGACCGAUGCGUCGCUUCAUUACACUGACGGCGUGCAUUUCCCGUCCCAGUGGGACCCACGGUAUACCCUCUACCAAGGCGUAACUGCCAAUCCGGACCGGAGAGAGAAUUUCCAGGUUCACAAGGAUGGUUCGAGAGUACCAGCCAUCGAGCUUGAGAGGGGUUCGGAUGACUACUACGUCAACUACAAGGAUGCCGUGUCCGGUUUCGUGAUUAAUGGCACUCUGCCCGUGGCUGAUGCGCAGGGCGUUCAUUCAUUGACGGAUGUGCCGGUGUUCGCCAUGGGGCCGUGCCAGGAGAAAUUUGGUGGAGUCUACAAUUCCGUCGAUAUUUUCUUCCGCAUGGCUGAUUGCCUUGGUCUUGGGAAACCAAAGUGGAGGGGUCCCUUCUAA